Pseudoliparis swirei is the source of this 1836-nucleotide messenger RNA. RefSeq names its product JunB proto-oncogene, AP-1 transcription factor subunit b (gene junbb). Gene Ontology annotation, molecular function: transcription factor binding; DNA-binding transcription factor activity, RNA polymerase II-specific; RNA polymerase II cis-regulatory region sequence-specific DNA binding. Gene Ontology annotation, cellular component: transcription regulator complex. The coding region runs from base 307 to 1305 and encodes 332 amino acids. The record is from RefSeq and is a predicted model, not a curated record. The transcript has a single exon. NCBI's taxonomy places the organism in Eukaryota, Metazoa, Chordata, Actinopteri, Perciformes, Liparidae. Gene Ontology annotation, biological process: regulation of cell population proliferation; regulation of cell cycle; regulation of transcription by RNA polymerase II.
CUCACACAACACGCGCACCCAGAGACCCGCACAUUGCGCGCAGCAGGGAUUGCCACACCGAGUUCAUAACUUCUUUUUUUCUUUCUUUCCUCCACGGGAUUGCGAAGAAGAAGACACAAAAACAACUAGAGGAAGAGUUCUGACAGCGAACUGUGGUUCGACCUUUGGACUUUCACUCCUAUUAUUCUCAUUAUUGGGACACCGGUGAGAGAGACGACGAGUUGCCCGAGUCUCUGCUGACAUUUGUUGAUUCUUGAGAAAGUGUGUCUCAGCUGGUGAGCUCACCUUUUCCCUCCCUACCACUUUAUGUCUACAAAGAUGGAGCAGCCCUUCUACCACGACGACUCCUUCAUGUCGGCGUACGGACAGUCGGACGCGGCCAUGCACGACUACAAGCUGCUCAAGCAGAAUAUGAAUUUGAACUUGACGGAGCCGUAUCGCAGCCUGAAAUCACAGCUCCAGCUGCGGGGCGACAUCGACCCGUACCAAGGGGGCCACCACCAGGACCUGGGGUCGCUGAAGCUCGCGUCGCCGGAGCUGGAGAGGCUCAUCAUCCAAAACAGCAACGGCGUGAUCACCACCCCGACCCCGGGCCAGUACUUCUACAACCGGGGCAUCACCGAUGAGCAGGAGGGCUUCGCCGACGGCUUCGUGAAAGCCCUGGACGAGUUGCACAAGAUGAACCAGAUGCCCCCUCCCAACGUGUCGAUCGGAGCCGGUGGAGUUACGACGUGUUCGGCGGUGGCCUCCAGCAUCUUCGGCUCCGCCCUGCAGCCGGAGCCUCCCAUCUACACGACGCUGAACGCCUUCUGCCCGAACACGAGCCUCUCUUCCGCGUCCAGCUACCCGACGGCCACCAUCAGCUACCUGCCGCCGCACCAGCAGAGCCACGCGCAGAGCGUCGGGACGCACGACACCCAGUCGUUCCACCACGCGCUGCCCGGCUCCGAGCUCCAUCAGCAACGGCUCGUCGCGCUGAAGGAGGAGCCACAGACGGUUCCCGACCUGCUCAGCAGCGACUGCUCGCCUCCGAUGUCCCCGAUCAACCUGGUGACUCAGGAGAGGAUCAAGGCGGAGCGCAAGAGGCUCAGGAACCGGCUGGCGGCGACCAAAUGCCGGCGGCGCAAGCUCGAGCGCAUCUCCAGGCUGGAGGAUAAGGUGAAAGGUCUGAAGAACGACAACAUGGGGCUCUCCAACACCGCGUCGGUGCUCCGGGAUCAGGUCGCGCAGCUCAAGCAGAAGGUCCUGACGCACGUGAGCAGCGGCUGUCAGCUGAUGCUCACGAGCAAGUUGGAGGCGUUUUAAAACAAACAGAGACUAUCUGCUGACUGAGUGAGAAGUAAUUAACACUGGAGUCGCGCUCUGCACGCGCAGCACCGGGAGACCGGGCUGGUGCGUCUGCAGCAGCGACAGCGGCACCGACGGGCUGUGUGCAGACAAGUCUUGAGGCUCUUGAGGGUGAACAGACUGAUGACAAAUGGUACUUCCGGAUGCUGGACAUCGUUCAAGGCACCAUUCGACCCCUGACACCGGGGCAGCGUCCAGACAGGAGCAGACACUGAGCAUGCGCCGCGUGCGCAGACAGACCCACGAGUCGGGGUUUACUAAUGGUAGAAAAGGUGGAAUGAUUAUUGUAUUUCUUUGUACUUUUUUUUUUUUUGGUUGCAAGUGAUAAUGUCAUGCAAUGCUGCAUUUAUUCAAAUGUGUAAAUUAUUUCUUGUGUGUGUCCGGUUGAUCCGGGCAAACCAAUGACGUCCAAUGUUUACACUGUCUCUUUUUUUAUUUGUGAUGAUGUGUAUUUAAGUAAAGUGUCUCCAAAUGAAACGGAAAAUGGUG